CAUCACUUCUCCUCCUCUGCAAAGAUGCUUCGGUCUGCAAGGAUUUUGAUCUCCAGUGCUACGUUCGUGAUAUGUUUCUUCGUUGGCGUUCCUUCCUCAAGCUCUCUCUCCUUCAACUUCUCUACCUUCCCAAACGAUGUCUUUGUGUCGGAUAUCCUUCUCCAAGGCGAUGCCUUUAAGCGCGAUGGCAGCAUCGAGCUCACCAACAUCUUAGGCGGAACGAACACCUACAAUACGGCCAACUUCAAUAAGGGCAGAGCGAGCUACUGGAAGGAACUUUUCCUCCUUUGGGAUGCGCAAACCAAGCAGCUAUCAGAUUUCACCACCCGUUUUGUCUUCGAGAUCAGGCGUCAGGUGCCGACGUCUCUCGUCGAUGGCCUCGCUUUCUUCAUGUCGGCGCCGAUGUUCCAUGUUCCCGACGAUUCCUAUGGCGGCAAACUGGGCCUCUUUACUAAUAAUUCUCAGCUUCCCCCAUCGCCAACGGUGGCGAUCGAGUUCGACACAUUUUCAAAUCCGGAGUUUAAUGACCCGGAUAGACCCCACAUCGGAAUCGACAUCAACUCAGUGAACUCGACGGUGACGGCAAGUUGGAGUAAUUUUUCGGAAAAUGCGACCUGGACCUCGUGGGUUACUUACAAUUCCACCACUCAUAAUUUAAGUGUUUUCCUAGCUAGCGGAGAUAACCAGGAGCUCAGCGAUGCAGUUCUGAUCCUCAAUUACAACAUCGAGUUGAGCACAGUGCUGCCGGAAAAAGUAGAAAUUGGCUUCUCGGCGGCCACCGGUGAUGGCAAUGAAGAAAAUACUAUACACUCAUGGUCGUUCCACUCGACUCUGCAGCCAAGAAAGAAGUUCAAGAUGGCUGUUAUUGCCAUUUCCACCGCCGGGGCAGUAGUCUUAAUCCUGGUGGCUGCUUUGGGCUCGCUUUCGUUCCUUAAACGAAGGCGUAGGACGAACGGAAAAGACGAAGAAGCCGAUUGGAUCAUGGAUGAAGCCAUGGAUAAUGAGUUUGAAAGAGGAAGAGGACCGAAGAGGUUCCCUUACCAGGAGCUUGCCCGCGCCACCGGGGAUUUCUCCGACGAGGGCAAGCUUGGCGAAGGAGGGUUCGGGUCGGUCUACAGAGGCGUGUUGAAAGAGCCCGAGCUUGAAGUCGCCAUCAAAAGGGUCUCCAAGGGCUCAAAACAGGGGAGAAAGGAGUACAUGUCGGAGGUCAAGAUCAUCAGCCGGCUGCGCCACCGCAACUUGGUGCAGCUCGUAGGCUGGUGCCAUGACCGCCAGGAACUCCUCCUCGUCUACGAGCUGGUUCCCAAUGGAUGCCUCGAUUCCUACCUCCAUGGCAGCUCCGCGAUGACUUUGGAAUGGGGAGUGCGGCUCAGGGUGACGCUGGGCUUGGCCUCGGCUCUGCUUUAUCUCCACGAGGACUGGGGGCAGUGCGUGGUGCACCGGGACGUCAAGCCGAGCAACGUCAUGCUGGACUCGGCGUUCAAUGCCAAGCUCGGAGACUUCGGGCUCGCGAGACUCCUCGACCACGAUGGCGGAGCACAGACGACGACGGUGUUGGCCGGCACGAGAGGGUACAUGGCGCCGGAGUACAUUUUCACCGGCAAGGCAAGUAAAGAAUCGGACGUCUAUAGCUUCGGGGUAGUGGCGCUAGAGAUAGCAUCUGGUAGAAAGCCGUUAUUGGUAGCGAUGAAUGGCAUGGCCGAACUGGUUCAAUUGGUUUGGGAGCUUUACGGGAAAAAGAUGAUUCUUGAAGUGGCAGAUGCGAGGCUACAGGGUGAGUUUGAUUGGAGACAAAUGGAAUGCUUGCUGGUUGUGGGGUUAUGGUGCGCUCAUCCUGAUCCAAAGGCGCGGCCGUCCAUGAAACAAGUUAUCAGUGCGCUCAACUUUGAGGCUCCGUUGCCGGAGCUUCCUCCAGCGAUGCCGGUGCCUACCUAUAGUCCCACGUUGCUGAGGCUGUCUUCGGAUGCUCAAAUGAAUUCUAUAAAUGAUACUAGGUUUAGCCUUUCAGGAGGAAGAUGAUUCUUGAGGCGGUAGAUGUGAGGCUACAUGAUGAAUUUGAUCCGAGACGAAUGGAAUGCUCGAUGGUG
Messenger RNA from Zingiber officinale, 2087 nucleotides. RefSeq names its product L-type lectin-domain containing receptor kinase IX.1-like. The coding region runs from base 25 to 2019 and encodes 664 amino acids. The transcript has a single exon. Gene Ontology annotation, biological process: protein phosphorylation. Lineage: Eukaryota; Viridiplantae; Streptophyta; Magnoliopsida; Zingiberales; Zingiberaceae. Gene Ontology annotation, molecular function: ATP binding; protein kinase activity; carbohydrate binding. The record is from RefSeq and is a predicted model, not a curated record. Gene Ontology annotation, cellular component: plasma membrane.